GGUUCUGAGAUCCACCUGUUCUGCUGCAGGGACAGAUGAGAGGGCGCAGAUCGACAGGCGCUAGCUCCUCCUGGUGUGGAGGGCUGUGUGUGUGUAAUUGGGCCGGCGUGAGGUCCAUGUUCACAAGGUCUGACCGCUGGCACCUGCUGCCCAGAUAGUUUCCACAUUGAGGAAUGCGAGGGGCGGCCUCGCUGGACGCGUCCUGCUGAUGCACUGGUUAUUCCUGUCAUUAUUUUAAUUUCCCCCGUCUUGAGACCUGAGCUGGGGCACCGCGGCUUUGGGAGCACACUUCAUUCAGGCUGUGUGCUCCCGGUGGGAGAAGGGGGAAUACACAGUCAUGCCCCGUUCCUUCCUGAUCAAGAAACACUUCAGCACCAAGAAACCCAACUACAGUCAACUGGAGAUCCAGAAUGCCUCGGCUAUUUUGCCAUAUCUAUACGAGGGAUUGACAUUUCCACUGAUGGCACCGCCUGAAGUUCUCGCCCCCAUCAGUUGUGACCCACCAGCACUGUGGGACAGGGCUCCAAUCAGUCUCCGAAUGUGCCUGCCCCUGCCCCUGCCCCUGGAUGCUGAGAUUGGAACAGAAGCAUCAUUCAGCAGCCAGCCAGGCCUGCAGAUCAGUGUGAAGGAAUGCCUGGCUGUCAGGGACAGCAACACCCCACUAAGGAACACUGUGAAUGACCUCAGCCUGUCCCUUUCCAAAAGAGCCAAGAGAAGGGAGACAAACAAUGGCACAUUUAAAGGAGACGGUGAAACCCAGGAGAAAACCCUUGAGGUUGAAAGUGCUGUUGAAGCAAUCCUGGAGAGGUUUGAGUGUUUUCAUUGUCACAAGGCAUACAAUACUUCAUCUGGUCUUUCUAAACACAGACAGCUGCAUUGUGAAUCACAGACUACAAAAUAUUUUAACUGCAAGUAUUGUGAUAAGGAAUAUGUCAGCCUGGGUGCAUUGAAGAUGCACAUAAGGACUCACACUCUGCCCUGUGUCUGCAAAAUCUGUGGCAAAGCCUUCUCGAGACCAUGGCUCCUCCAGGGGCACAUCAGAACACAUACCGGGGAGAAGCCGUUUGCCUGUCCACACUGCAGCAGGGCUUUUGCAGAUCGCUCAAACCUGCGUGCACAUCUGCAGACACACUCGGAUGUGAAGAGAUAUCAUUGCAAGAGCUGCUCAAAGACUUUCUCCAGAAUGUCUCUUCUAUCCAAACACAAGGAAGCCGGAUGCUGCCCCUUAUCUUGAUGCAAACUCUGUGAUAUUAUUAAAUUCUGAUUUGAUAGCAGGCUGGAGUUUUGCAAAGUGUUGAGGGCCUAUUAUUUUAGCAUUAUAUCAUUGAACAUGGUUGCGAAAUGCUGUACUUGUUGGUUUGUUAACUCUCAAAAUAAUUUCACCCUAAUGGAGACCUGCAGAUGUAAUCGGCUAAAGCUCUACCAAUGUUGACUCUACUAGUUAUGACAUAAAACCAUUUUGUCCAUGGAACAUAGAGUGGUACUACUGCACAAGAAGAGGCCCUUUGGCCCACACUGCCUGUGCUGAACAUGCUGCCAAGACAUAGAAACAUAGAAAUUAGGUGCAGGAGUAGGCCAUUCGGCCCUUCGAGCCUGCACCGCCAUUCAAUAUGAUCAUGGCUGAUCAUCCAACUCAGUAUCCCGUACCUGCCUUCUCUCCAUACCCUCUGAUCCCCUUAGCCACAAGGGCCACAUCUAACUCCCUCUUAAAUAUAGCCAAUGAACUGGCCUCGAAUACCCUCUGCGGCAGAGAGUUCCAGAGAUUCACCACUCUCUGUGUGAAAAAAGUUCUUCUCAUCUCGGUUUUAAAGGAUUUCCCCCUUAUCCUUAAGCUGUGACCCCUUGUCCUGGACUUCCCCAACAUCGGGAGCAAUCUUCCUGCAUCUAGCCUGUCCAACCCCUUAAGAAUUUUGUAAGUUUCUAUAAGAUCCCCCCUCAAUCUCCUAAAUUCUAGAGAGUAUAAACCAAGUCUAUCCAGUCUUUCUUCAUAAGACAGUCCUGACAUCCCAGGAAUCAGUCUGGUGAACCUUCUCUGCACUCCCUCUAUGGCAAUAAUGUCCUUCCUCGGAUUUGGAGACCAAAACUGUACGCAAUACUCCAAGACCAUAUCCAUCCAUUCCCUGCAUAUCUGCAUGUCUAUCCAAAGUCUCUUAAAUACCUCUAUUGUAUCUGCUGCAACCAUCACAGCGUGUUACAGGCACUCGCUGCCCUCUGUUUUAUGAAAAAAAAAUUGCCUUGCACAUCUCCAUUAAACUUUGCCCCUCUCACUAGAAAACUAUUCCCUUUAUUAUUUGAUUAUUUCCAUCUUAGGAACAAGGUUCUGGCUGUCUACACUAUCUAAGCCUCAUAAUUUGAUAUACUUCUAUCGGGUUGCCCCACUCCCUCUAAUAUUCCAGAGAACAAAAUCCAAGUCUGUCCAGCCUCUCCCUGUAGCCAGUACCCUGUAUUCCACCCAUUAUUCUUCUAAACCCCCUCUGCCCCUUUUCAAAGGCUCCAGAACCUUCCUGUAAUGGGUGAAGAGAACUGCACGUAAUACUCCAAAUGUAGCCGCACCUAACCCCUAUAAAGCUGCAUCAUGCCUACCUGACUCUUAUACUCAUUUUCCCAACCUAUGAAAGCAACCAGACCAUAUGCUUUCUUUAACUCCCUAUCCACUUGUGUUUUGCCACUUUCAAUGAGUUAUGGGCUUGGACCCCAAGAUCCCUCUGUACACCAAUGUUGCUAAGGGUUAUGCCGUGAAUGUUAUAUUUUCCCCUUGCAUUUGACCUCACAAAGUGCAACACCUCACACUUGUUCAGAUUAGACUCCAUCUGCCAUGUGUCAGCCUAUUUUUGUAGUUGAGCUCUAUCCCACUGUAUACUUUGACAGUCUUCCUCAUAGUCUGUGACCCCAACAAUGUUGGUGUCAUUUGCAAACUUACUAACCAUUCAGUUUACGUUUAUAUUUAAGUCAUUUAUAUAUACCACAAUCAUCAGUCCCAACACAGAUCCCUGUGGAACUCCACUGGCCAGAGACCUCUAGCCAGAGUAUUGUCCUUCCUUCACAAUGCUCUAUCGGUCUUCUAUCGAUAGUCACUGUUAGUUCCGAAUCCAUACGACUAAGUCACUGUUAGUCCUGUUCAUCUUAAUCUUCUGGAUCAGCCUUCAAUGGGGGACUUCAUCAAAUGCCUUACUAAAAUCCAUGUUGACAACAUCCACCUUAAUGCUCUUCAAGAGCCUCAACACAUCCUCCUUUUUAAUCUCAAACUAUCCUUGCGUUUUGACAUUCUUCACACUGACCUCACAAUGUACUUCUCCUUGGUGAAAAUCUCGCCUAGACUCCAAGCAUCAAUUCCCUUCUUUAUCCUUGAGUAGUCCUACCUUCUCCCUGAUUACCACCUUGUUUUUAAUAUAGGUUUAAGAAGUUUGGGAUUUGCAUUCAACUGACUAAACAAAGGUAUUUCAUGGCCCCCUUUGGCCUG
This is a messenger RNA of Leucoraja erinaceus (little skate), 3460 nucleotides long. It is a transcript of the gene snai3, whose product is annotated as snail family zinc finger 3. Bases 338 to 1234 code for a protein of 298 amino acids. Gene Ontology annotation, biological process: regulation of DNA-templated transcription. The record is from RefSeq and is a predicted model, not a curated record. Gene Ontology annotation, molecular function: DNA-binding transcription factor activity, RNA polymerase II-specific; RNA polymerase II cis-regulatory region sequence-specific DNA binding. Lineage: Eukaryota; Metazoa; Chordata; Chondrichthyes; Rajiformes; Rajidae. The transcript is spliced from 3 exons.